GAAGCUUUCUCAAAUUCAGCUCUCCUUGAGGAAGAUCCGACCAGUACAUUGGAAAUGGCUCAAAUGGGAGGUUUUGGGCGAAGGUAUAUCAAAGCCUUUGUUAGUGGCUUCUUCAUUGCUGUGCCUGUCACUGUGACUGUGUUAGACCGCCUUGCUUAUGUGGCACGGGUGGAAGGGGCGUCAAUGCAGCCUUCCUUGAACCCUGAAGGAGGAACAACAUCUGACAUAGUGCUUUUAAACCGUUGGAGUGUUCGACACUAUCAAGUACAGCGUGGAGACAUUGUGUCAGUGGUGUCUCCAAAAAAUCCCCAACAGAAGAUCAUUAAGCGAGUGAUUGCCCUUGAAGGAGACAUCAUUAAAACAAUGGGGUAUAAAAACAGAUAUUUGAAGAUCCCUGAUGGGCACUUUUGGAUUGAAGGUGACCACCAUGGCCACAGUUUAGACAGCAACAACUUCGGACCAUUGGGAUCAUUUUUAUGCUGGAUAGCGGAGCUGCUAGAGCAUAAUGACACGUGUGAUCCAGAUGAGUUCUGCACUUCGGUGAUGAAUAAAGUGUCUCUUGGACUUGUUCAUGCCAGAGCUUCCCACAUUAUAUGGCCUCCUAACCGGUGGCAGAAAAUCCAAACAUGUCUUCCUGCCGAUCGCACACCUGUGUUAAGCUGGAAUGAAGCAUCGAGAGAUGACAACGAUGAAUGAAAAAACUGAAGAAAACUGUUCAUUUAAAAAGAUGUGUACCCAAUUAUAACCAGUUUGUCUUAAUUUUGCUUUGUGUCUGUAGUUACAAUUUUCCACAAUUAGAGUACUGUAUCUGUACGUCUAUAGUAGUUUGUAUGGUACAUAGGUGCUUUUCUGAGUCAUCUUUUUUUU
Lepisosteus oculatus (spotted gar) is the source of this 867-nucleotide messenger RNA. RefSeq names its product inner mitochondrial membrane peptidase subunit 2 (gene immp2l). The record is from RefSeq and is a predicted model, not a curated record. Gene Ontology annotation, cellular component: mitochondrial inner membrane peptidase complex; membrane. NCBI's taxonomy places the organism in Eukaryota, Metazoa, Chordata, Actinopteri, Semionotiformes, Lepisosteidae. Gene Ontology annotation, molecular function: serine-type endopeptidase activity.